AUGUUAAAGAACAACUACACAGCGGUGACUGAGUUUAUUCUCCUGGGACUGACAGAUCGACCUGAGUUGCAGCCUCUCCUUUUUGUGGUAUUCCUCGUCAUCUACCUUAUCACAGUAAUCGGCAAUGUCAGCAUGAUUUUAUUAAUCAGAAGUGACUCAAAACUUCACACGCCAUUGUACUUCUUCCUCAGCCACCUCGCCUUUGUAGAUCUCUGUUACACAACUACUGUCACUCCUCAGAUGCUGGUUCAUUUCUUAUCCAAGAGAAAAACCAUUUCUUUUCUUGGUUGCUUCAUACAAUUCCACUUUAUCAUUGUCCUGGUGAUCACAGAUUAUUAUUUGCUCACAGUGAUGGCUUAUGACCGCUACAUGGCCAUCGGCAAACCCUUGCUCUAUGGGAGCAAAAUGUCCCAAAGUGUCUGCCUCGCUCUUGUUGCUGCUCCUUACAUUUACGGCUUUGCCAAUGGUCUAGCACAGACCAUCCUGAUGCUCCGCCUCUCCUUCUGUGGACCCAAUGAAAUCAACCACUUCUACUGUGCUGACCCACCUCUCUUAGUCCUGGCCUGCUCAGAUACGUAUGUCAAAGAGACUGCCAUGUUUGUGGUGGCUGGUUUCAACCUCACCUGUUCUCUCACCAUCAUCCUCAUCUCCUACAUUUUUAUUUUCAGAGCCAUUCUGCGUAUCCGCUCUGCCGAGGGGAGGCGCAAGGCUUUCUCCACCUGUGGGUCCCACCUGAUGGCUGUCACUGUGUUUUAUGGGACACUGUUCUGCAUGUAUCUGAGACCUCCUUCUGAGGCAUCUGUAGAACAAGGGGAAAUUGUAGCUGUUUUCUAUAUCUUUGUGAGUCCCAUGGUAAACCCUUUGAUCUAUAGCCUUCGGAACAAAGAUGUUAAAGGAGCAAUAAGGAGAAUGUUUCAAAGGAAAUUGUUUGUAAAAUAG
Molecule: messenger RNA, 939 nt
Organism: Phacochoerus africanus (Common warthog)
Lineage: Eukaryota; Metazoa; Chordata; Mammalia; Artiodactyla; Suidae
Product: olfactory receptor 1030-like
Exons: 1
Coding region: 1-939 (312 amino acids)
Biological process (GO): G protein-coupled receptor signaling pathway; sensory perception of smell
Cellular component (GO): membrane
Molecular function (GO): odorant binding; olfactory receptor activity; G protein-coupled receptor activity
Source: RefSeq, a predicted model, not a curated record